GCGUCUCUCUGUUCUGGCACAGCAUCACUGGCAUGCUAAAUAAGAAACAGCUGAUGGCUGAGGCGCCAUUGAGAGGAGAAUCACAGUGAAUGCUGAAUGUCUUUUCUAGUGUGUUCAGUAUUCCAGUGGUGCUGCAGUGGCAUAAAAAUAAAUGUACUUAACAAAAAAGCUGAGCCAAGGGACUGCUGAUGAAGGCGAAGGAUACAGAAUGCACCUCUGCUGAAGAUUUGAGGGCACACUGCAUUUUUUGUUUGCAACCAGGACUGCCAAGUGGAUGAAUCAGUUAUUUGUGUGGGGUUUUAAAAUAUAUUUCUUCCAUGCUUUAAGGAAUAUUGUUGGAUUUCAGCUUUAUUUGUGGAGAAAUAAAUAUGUGGCUGGCUUCCAGUUCCCCUCUCCGUAGCUGUGCUGAUGGAAGUGAUAUUUCUAAUCAGUAUUAAUGAAGUUGCUAAUGCUCUGAUUUCCUUCCCCCCACCCCUAACCCCAGAAAUGAUUGCUAAUAUGAAUGGCUAGCAUGUGGAAGAUUGUAGUCAGAGCUGGUUUAUUACACCAGUGUUUUUUCUAGGAAACUAGAAUUAUAUGAUGCUUAAGCAAACUUCAUGAUCAUGGCUGAAAAAGAGAGGUGAAUGGACUUAGGAUGUUCCUGAAAUGUGAUUUUUUAUGAGUUUCACAUCACCUGGAAGAUUUGGGUUUUUCUGUCAAGUCUUGCCUUCUACAUGUGCUGCCCACGAUCUCUUCAAUGUCGGAUGGAGAUUAGGAAAGCAAGGGAGCCCAGUAAUAAGCGGGUCAGGCCUCUUUCUAGAGUGACAUCACUAGCAAGUUUAAUUCCUCCUGUUCGAGCAACUCCUUUGAAACGAUUCGGUCAGACGCUUCAGCGUUCCAUAAGUUUUCGCAGUGACAGUCGGCCAGAUCUGCUUGCCUCAAGACCCUGGACUAGAAAUGUACCCCCUGCUAGCACCAAGCGAAGAGACAGUAAACUUUGGAGUGAGACCUUUGAUGUUUGUGUCAAUCAAAUGCUGACAUCCAAAGAAAUCAAGCGGCAAGAGGCAAUUUUUGAACUUUCACAAGGAGAAGAAGACUUGAUAGAAGACCUGAAGUUAGCAAAGAAGGCUUACCAUGACCCAAUGCUUAAACUUUCCAUAAUGUCAGAGCAAGAAUUAAACCAAAUAUUUGGGACACUGGACUCUUUAAUUCCUUUACAUGAAGAUCUUCUUAGACGGCUAAAAGAAAUUAGGAAGCCUGAUGGAUCUACAGACUGUGUUGGUCACAUCCUUGUGGGCUGGUUGCCUUGUCUAAAUUCCUAUGAUAGCUACUGUAGCAACCAGGUAGCUGCCAAAACUUUGCUGGACCAGAAGAAGCAGGAUCAUCGGGUUCAAGACUUCUUACAGCGUUGUCUAGAGUCACCUUUCAGCCGUAAACUGGACCUGUGGAAUUUCCUUGAUAUCCCAAGAAGCCGUCUAGUGAAGUACCCACUGCUGCUUAGAGAGAUUCUGCGACACACGCCAAACGAUCAUCCAGACCAACAGCACAUCGAAGAAGCUAUUAAUAUUGUCCAAGGAAUAGUGGCAGAAAUCAACAAAAAGACGGGUGAAUCUGAAUGCCAGUAUUACAAAGAGAGGCUAAUCUAUCUCGAUGAAGGCCAAAAGGACUCCUUGAUAGAUGAUUCACGUGUCGUGUGCUGUCAUGGUGAACUAAAGAACAACCGGGGAGCGAAAUUGCAUGUGUUUCUCUUCCAAGAAGUACUGGUAAUUACUCGAGCUGUUACACAGAAUGAACAACUCUGUUACCAAUUGUAUCGGCAACCCAUCCCUGUGAAGGAUCUUGUGCUAGAAGACUUGCAAGAUGGAGAGGUGCGAUUAGGUGGAUCCAUACGUGGUGCAUUUAGCAACAAUGAGAGAAUUAAAAACUUCUUUAGAGUCAGCUUCAGAAAGGGAUCUCAAAGCCAGUCUCACUCACUGCAAGCAAAUGACACCUUCAACAAACAGCAGUGGCUCAACUGUAUCCGUCAAGCCAAAGAAUCAGUCUCUUGCGCAUCAAGCGAAGUCCGGACACUUGAUUCCGAAGACCCCUUACUAACAUCAUCGAGUACAUCAUCAAGUAGGAAUAGAAUACCCCGGCAGGAAUCUAAGCUUGAGCAAAUGGACCAAUCAGACAGUGGGUCUGACUGUAGUAUGGACAUCAGUGAAAUCAGCAUUGACUGUGACCACAUGGAGCAGACAUACCCUUGGCAGACUGACAAAGAGAUAGAAAGCAAUGUCUGACAACAA
Molecule: messenger RNA, 2264 nt
Organism: Podarcis raffonei (Aeolian wall lizard)
Lineage: Eukaryota; Metazoa; Chordata; Lepidosauria; Squamata; Lacertidae
Gene: ARHGEF3
Product: Rho guanine nucleotide exchange factor 3
Exons: 10
Coding region: 714-2258 (514 amino acids)
Biological process (GO): intracellular signal transduction; positive regulation of Rho protein signal transduction
Molecular function (GO): guanyl-nucleotide exchange factor activity
Source: RefSeq, a predicted model, not a curated record